UGUCAAUUAAUUGUCAACAUAGUGAUAUAACCUAAAAUAUUGUUUUUCCAAUUCCUAUAUUUUUAAUUUCUUUUUUUUAAUCAAGAAAACAAAUAUUUUUAUUCAAGUUGAUUUUAUUUAAUGCAAUAAUUCCGAUUGUAUUACAUAUAUUUAGAACUCAUGGCGAAAACUGGAUUAAUUUUUUUAUCCAAUGUUACCAAAAUAAAUGACAUUUGUUUGAAAGCUUCAAAAUAUGUUAAGAAUAGAUUAUAUAUUAAAAUAAAUGGUAAACCUGACAAUAUGUUGCCAGUUGUCAGUAAGCAAAUUGUGGAUUUAUAUUCACAGGCCACAUCUAAAUGUAACAAUUUAGAUGUAAGAUUAUUAUUAAAGUCUACAGAAUCGAAAAAUAUCAAAACAAACUACCCAAUUGAUCUAAUACUGUAUGACAGUCAUUUAACAAAGGAUAUUAAUAGUUUGCAACAAUCAGUACUAUCUCUAAAUAGUGGAAGUAAAGUACAUAGUAUAGAAUUAAAAUUAAAUGAUUUUGGAAAAACUAAUGAAGAGCCUGUAAAAACGUAUGAGUAUGUGGCUCUUGGCGGUACCUUCGACCGUCUACACAAUGGACACAAGAUCCUGCUCUCGCAGGCAGCGCUCCGUGCCACCAAGCAUGUCACGGUGGGAGUUACUGAUGUUAAUAUGAUUCAGUCUAAGAAGUUAUGGGAAUUGAUAGAACCUAUUGAAAACAGAAUAAAGGCUGUUGUGGAUUUUCUCACUGACAUAAAUCCAGAUUUGGAGUACAAUGUAGUUCCAAUAAGAGACUUAUAUGGGCCAACAAAAGACGAUCCCAGAUACCAGUUAAUAGUAGUUAGUGAAGAAACGGCCCGCGGCGCAGUGAAAAUAAAUGAAAAACGAAAAGAGAAUGGUUUGCAGCCAUUAGAGACAUAUGUGAUCAAGUUGGCUCAGGAUUUACAUCCUGAACGCUCUCAUGAGGAAGAGGAGAAAGUCAGUUCGUCCAAUCAUAGAAUGAGACUGCUUGGCACCAUUUUAAAACCACCAGUGCCUAAUCCUAAUAUUCCUGACUGGCCAUACGUAAUAGGAUUAGCUGGCGGGAUUGCAAGUGGAAAGAGCAAUAUAGCAGAAAAACUAAAGGCCAAAGGAGCUGCCAUCAUCAACUGUGAUAUCAUUGCACACGAUUUGUACAAACCAGGGUUGCCGCUUAACAGCACACUGUCUGAGACAUUCGGGCAAAAUAUAAUAACUGAAACUGGAGAAGUGGACAGGAGGAAACUCGGCACGAUUGUGUUUAGUGACAAGGAACAACUGGAGAAACUGAACUCGAUCGUGUGGCCAGCGGUCAUCGAGGAAGCUCAACGGCGCGUGAGAGCCCUCGGCGAGGAAGGGCACAAGGUGGUUGUAAUGGAAGCAGCAGUCAUGGUACGCGCCAAGUGGUACACACACUGCCACCAGCUGUGGUCCGUCAUUAUACCGCCAGAGGAGGCUGUCAAACGACUUCAAAAACGCAACGGUUUAUCUGAAGAGGAAGCUAAGCAGCGGAUAUCAUCGCAACCAUCCAAUCUAGAGCAAGUUGCGAACGCUAACAUCGUAUUUAGCCCGUACUGGAGCUAUGAAUACACUCAAUCGCAAAUCGAUCGAGCCUGGAGCCAUUUACAGGAGUACCUUCGUAGUAGAAAAUGAAUUUAAUUACAUAAUACUAGACUUUAUACGAUUCAUUUUAGUAUUUGCUUUGCAUAACCCGUCGAGUUAAAUGAACCUCUCGUCCUUAGUAACAUUAACAGGUUAGUACUGUACACUUACAACGACAGAUUAUACAAAAUAAAUCCUAUUACGAUAUGGGCUCUUUCAUCGAAUUUCACUAUUUAUAUAUGUUAAUGAUACAGCUAAUAAUAGCCCAUUGUUGAACAUUGGCCUCCACCUUGGGAGGUUUUUCUAGUAGUUGCCACUUUUGGCAGACUGGUUGGCAACCACAGGUUUUUAUUGCUGUCCCUUAAUCGUUAAGUCCUAGACCUGUAUCUAUAUCUGUUCACCGAUAGCUAAAUUCUAGAAGUCAAUAAGUUUACAAAUUGGAAUGGCAAUGCAUGGGAAUAUCAUGGGCGAAACAGUACACUCUGUUAUGUCUAUAGUACUGCUCAUGUCUGUAAGCGACAUUUACCACUUUCCAUUAGGUGGGCCGUCAGCUUGUUUGCCAUUCUAAGUUGUAUAAAAAAAAAUCAUUAUAAGCAUGAUAAAAAAAUAUAGCUGUAUACGUAAAUACCUUAUGGCCAUUUCAGUAUGUAAUUAAUACCAGUAGAUCUAGGUAGUAUGUCCUAUAGGAUUAAGAGUGUAAGGUGAGUGUAAAUAAUAUAAACUAUCUAAUAUACCCUAUAUUCUUAAUCUGAGUUACGCUUCAUUAGAUAGUUUAUAUUAUUUAUAAGCGGAAAAUUUCUAAAAAGAAUGUGAUCGAUUUUGUUACAUAUAGCAUAUUUUAUGCCCUAGAAAAGUGUUUCCGUAAUUGCAAUAAAAUAAGAAUUUAACCAGAACAAAGUCAUAGGCACAGCUAAAGUGUCCUUUUUAUGCAUAAAGGUGAUGUUAAAAAAUGCAACCGCUAAUGUUUUUUAUUAGAUGUUUCGAUACUUUUAUAAAGUAUGAGGAGACUGUUACCUCUGCAUUGCUUUCUUUUCAUUCAUUAUUAAAGAGGAAAUGUACGUUAAUCUUAAUUAAUGUUCUUAUUGGUACUGAAAAUUUGUGAAAAAUGUAUUCGAAAAAUUCGGAAGCAAAUUAUGAGCAGGUGCAAAUUUUUAGUGAUUGGAUUAAUAUAUAGCGUGUUCUACGAUUGUUAAUUUUAAAUAAUUUAUCAGAAACAUUGUAAAUAUUCAAUUAUUAUGAAAAUCGACAGGUCAUUGCAAUGUUGCCUUGCUUCGGUGAUCUAAAGUUAUAAACGCUCUUAAUUCUAUCGGGGAAGUUAUUUAAGAUAAUUUGGUCUUAUGGCUCUAUAAAGUUGCCUGUAUUGUUUAUCCCUGUCUAUGAUUUAAACACAGUUCGCCGCAAACAAUUUGUAUAUAACUAUAAACAUUGAAGUUUGCAAUGUAUAUUUAUAAUUCUAUUACAGAUCACGUAAUACAAAAUAGAAUUUAUUUGUUGGCAAUAUAAAUAUAAAAAAAGCAUAUGUAUUAUUGCAUACCUAUCGAGCUUAGAUUGUAAAAAUAUUCAUAUAACGAACUAUCGGUGGCCCAUAGAUAUGAUUUUAUUAAUUUUGAUAUUAUACCUCGUUUUACUGUAAAUUACUAAUAAAGUAAUAAUUUAAGAAAUUGUUGCACAAAAAACACACUUCUGUCUUCAAUAAAUAUAAUUAAAAUAGGUUCAUAAAAGGACAGAUACAUAUAAAAAAAAUACAGUUGAUUUUGAUGUUGAUUGGGAUCCUUUGCUUUUUUUAAUUCAGCUGCAACUUUUUACAUAGAUAGAUAGAUAGAUACUCUUGUUUCCUUCAUAAGAUUAUAAUAGUAAACUUAUUAUAAAUACAUAAUAUGCUACUUAAACUUGUUAUAAAUACAUAUAUAAACUCUCAGACUAUAUAUCUACUUCACAGCAGCAUAUUGAAAGUAUAUUAUAUUUAAUUUAUAUGUAUUUUGUUUUAGUUGGAUACUUUACAAUACCGAAGUUUUGCGUUGUGUUCAUAAUGAUGUUUUAAAAUUACCUAAAUGUAAUAUUAAAAAUAUUUAAUAAAUCUUUAACGACAAUAACCACUACAAUUUAUAUAAUAUGUGUAAAAUGUACAAAUAUGUAAUGUACAAUAUGAAUAGGUAACAUGUUGAAUAGGAUAUUUUUGUAAAUAUAAAGAAAAAAAGAUUUUAUAAGAUUACAUUCUUUUAAUUUUUUUUGUGUAUAUAAGUAUGUGCACCUAUAGAGUUUAGAUAGAAUGUCAGAAUAAAUUAUGUACCUCUACGUAAUUAAUUUCUUUGACUGAUCAGUCAAAGAAAUUAAUUACACAGCAUGUAAUAAAAAGCAAGGUGUUUUAUGUAAGUAAUUGUAAAUAAUUACGUUACAAUGCGAUUCUGUUAUUUAUUUAUUAUCAGGGUUAAUUGAAAUGUUAUUAAAAGAAAAUGGCAUUUAAUUAGGUAUUUUUAUUAUAUUUUAACAUUUAAAAAUAUUACAUGUAAUAUAUAUAACAUACAAAUAACAUAUAACAUAAAAUCCUUUCUUUUGUCAGCCACGAAAUAUUGUCCGUUAUACAAUGUAAUUUUAUGUUUUAUCUUUUGACUCCUGUUACUACAUAUAUCUACAUUUAUAAUUUUUUUUUUCUGUUUUGUAAACUUCUUUAAAUUCUGGCCUAAAAAUAAAAGUCUGCUCCAGCUCGCAAGUAAAUGUCAUUUUUUACUCAACCAAAGAUUCAUAAUGAAUACUUAGCCCAAUUUAGACUAACCAUACUGAAAAAAAAAAAUGUACUAGGCAAGUUUAGCAACUUUAAAAGUUUGUGUUUUUUUAAUAAGGAUUCCACAAUGGUAUGGCACUUGCUAAAUUAUUUCUUUUCCAAAUAUAAACUAGUUUCAAACAAAUUAUUCUUACUUAAAAAUUAUAUGUACACGCGGUUUUUCUUGUGGCUAUAACUUUAAAAAUUCCAGUUAGAGAGAGACAGACAAUGACAUUUUAGGAAGUGCGGCGAGAUAGAUAGUGACGCUAUCGUGAUGAAGACUUCUUGUGGCUGUAACUUUAAAAAUUCCAGUUAGAGAAAGACAGACAAUGACAUUUUAGGAAGUGCGGCGAGACAGAUAGUGACGCUGUCGUGAUAAAGACGGCGAAAUUCAUUUUACAAAAUGUGAGCGAGACAGUGAUGCUAGUUAUUUGCUAUUGCAUACACAACUGAAAAAAUAUAAAAGUAAAUAUCUGUAGUAACAGCAGUGAAGACACACAGUAUGUUGAUUUUCUCGAUUUUAUUUCUAAAUGUCUAUAAUUUUUAAAAUAUGUAACUUAGAUGUUUUAUUUUUCUAAUAACUAUUAUGAAUUAUCUUGUUACCAGAUUUCGGCUUGACGUUGACUACUGGGACACCCUGUAUAGGUAAUAAAAUUUGAAAACUGAAAAACUAAUCCCCAAAAAGAUUUCUAAACAAAUUCAUGGGACGAUAUGAACAUAAGUUUACAAAUAAAUCUUCCGUUCAUACAA
This is a messenger RNA of Galleria mellonella (greater wax moth), 5134 nucleotides long. It is a transcript of the gene Ppat-Dpck, whose product is annotated as bifunctional coenzyme A synthase. Bases 160 to 1674 code for a protein of 504 amino acids. The record is from RefSeq and is a predicted model, not a curated record. NCBI's taxonomy places the organism in Eukaryota, Metazoa, Arthropoda, Insecta, Lepidoptera, Pyralidae. Gene Ontology annotation, molecular function: dephospho-CoA kinase activity; ATP binding. Gene Ontology annotation, biological process: coenzyme A biosynthetic process. The transcript has 10 exons.